Messenger RNA from Cylicostephanus goldi, 600 nucleotides. The record is from the annotation of a GenBank genome assembly. Lineage: Eukaryota; Metazoa; Nematoda; Chromadorea; Rhabditida; Strongylidae.
AUGAACAAUCCAAAAUACUCGCGAGGUCAUGGCGAUAGACGCUUGAAUGUUCAGAAUGUCACACUGUCAGAUGAGGGAGCCUACAGUUGCCGAAUCAAGAAUGAUGCGGGCGAAACACGUGUUGACUACAAACUUGUGGUCCUUGUACCACCAAGCAUUAUCAUGCUAGAUAAGGACAAAAACAGAUCAGUUACCGAGGACAGUUCGAUCACAUUAUCGUGUCCAGCGACAGGAAAACCAGAGCCAAAAAUUACUUGGCAAAAGGAUGGUGAAAUGCUUCAUCCUGAUAAUAUUAGCAGUGUGAUCAAAUCGGCACAAAUGGUUGGAAGCGAAAUAAAAAUUGCUAGGAUCAAACAGCACGAUACUGGAAGAUUUACUUGUGAAGCGUCUAAUAAAGCAGGAACAUCCGAACAAGAUGUGAUCGUAAAUGUUAUGAGUCAGUUUCUUUUCUCUUCAUUCUUUCUAUCAUUCAGCUAUCUGAAACUUAUUCUAGCACCACCUCGUAUUGAAAAGGAGGGAAUUUUGAGCGAUAUUGAAGAAGUUGCUGAUAGAACUGUCACUCUAUCUUGUCCAGUACAUGGAAAACCAAUACCAGCGGUC